GUUUCAGGACCCAGACGUCAAACUAUCCACACUUUAAAAUGCAAUACUAUUCAUGUCUUUCUAUGUUUCUUCUGAUAGCCGCUGUAUCGGCUAUUCCGGGCCAAGAGAAAUACGUUGCACCGUCGCCAAAUAACUCUACAAGGCUCCUUCGUGAAACUUCAGAGGAUGCUCUGGCGGAGAAACAAGGAUCUGAGGAAGAUGUCGGACCACUUGGAGAAGUUCAAUUGGAUGUUGAGGAAGAAGAUAUUGGGGAUGCUGCGCAGCCAAAGAUGAGAGUGCGAAGAGGGUAUAGUCAAGGAGGUGGCCAGAAGAAGAGCAAGUAUGGAGGUGGUCAGAGUGGUGGAAACAAGUACGGUGGUGGUGGCGGUGGCAGCAAAUAUGGUGGAGGACAACAACAGCAACCACAGCAACAACAAGGAGGAUAUGGUCAACAGCAACAACAGCAGCCGAGCAAGUAUGGUGGAGGUGGACAAGAGCAGCAGCAGGGAGGAGGAAGCAGUGGAGGAAACUAUUAGAGUUUUCACGAUUUUGAAAAUAUAAUGAACUUAUUUGAAUAAAAUUUUUUGAAA
Molecule: messenger RNA, 569 nt
Organism: Caenorhabditis elegans
Lineage: Eukaryota; Metazoa; Nematoda; Chromadorea; Rhabditida; Rhabditidae
Gene: spig-14
Product: Glycine-rich protein
Exons: 2
Coding region: 39-515 (158 amino acids)
Source: RefSeq, marked reviewed